AUGUUACUGUGGCAUCUGCCAAAGAAAACGGUGCUACCAGCAAUCGCGUCUCGGCAGCCGAGGCUGUCGCUGUCCUUAUCUCAGUCGGUCAGAUUCAAACGCUACGAGGCGUAUGAUGCUCAACUAGAUCAGGACGCCUUGGCCGAGGCACGAGUGUGGUACAAUUCAUUUGACGCCUCUCAGUUGCCCAAGGGCAAUACCACAUAUGCCAGGUCUAGUGGGCCUGGAGGGCAGCACGUUAAUAAAACUGAAACCAAGGCAGUCACGGUAUAUCCCGUGAAAGAUCUGCUCGCUGUUCUCCCCAAAUAUCUUCAUUCCGCAGUGCGGUCUUCCAAGUACUACACUGCCGGCAAUGACUCUCUCACAUUUUCGGCGCAAACUCAUCGGUCCAAAUCUGCCAACCUUGAUGAGAACAAACGCAAGCUCAUAGACGAGGUCAUGGGCAUCUAUCGCGAAUUGACACCUGCCGAGACAAGUUCUGAGAAGAAAAAAAAGCACCAGGAAAUUGAAAAGCGAUUUCACGAGACACGAGUGCAGGACAAAAAAUUCAACAGCGCCAAAAAGCAGUCACGAAGGGGGCCUUCGGAAUAG
Molecule: messenger RNA, 591 nt
Organism: Trichoderma harzianum CBS 226.95
Lineage: Eukaryota; Fungi; Ascomycota; Sordariomycetes; Hypocreales; Hypocreaceae
Exons: 3
Coding region: 1-591 (196 amino acids)
Biological process (GO): mitochondrial translational termination
Cellular component (GO): mitochondrial large ribosomal subunit
Molecular function (GO): translation release factor activity
Source: RefSeq, a predicted model, not a curated record